Cryptosporidium ubiquitum is the source of this 609-nucleotide messenger RNA. RefSeq lists its product as uncharacterized. The transcript has a single exon. NCBI's taxonomy places the organism in Eukaryota, Apicomplexa, Conoidasida, Eucoccidiorida, Cryptosporidiidae. Bases 1 to 609 code for a protein of 202 amino acids. The record is from RefSeq and is a predicted model, not a curated record.
AUGUUUUUUGCAAAUAUUGGUUAUUACAGAUGGGGGUUUUCAAAUGGAUCUAAUGUUAAGUAUAGUGUUAGUUUAAAUCGGAUUUAUUCAGAAGGAGUUUGCAUCAACACAUCGAUCAUCGAUUUCGAAAGCUGCACCGAAAUUAUCGAAUUUGAAAAUUUUGAAUCAAGCAAAUCGUUUAACAAUAUAAGUUCUUUUUCUUCAAAAUCAAUCAAAAAUAUUAUCAUGGAUAUCAAGAACGCGAGUUUAAUACUUACUUGCUUAAUCGCGACAUAUUUGGCAUUUUUAUCAUUUUCGACGCUUGUUCUAUUAAUACAAGAAUACAUUAAUAACAAAAGAUAUGCACAUAUAUUCUCUAUUAUUUUAAUAGGAGUUUCAAUUUUGUUUAUUAAAUCUGGGUUAUUUUAUUGGAUGUUGAUGCACAUUUCUUGGGGAAAAAUUUUGAAAACAGAUAGCAGUAAUGUUUCAAUUCAAGUAACAUAUCAUUCAUUAGGUUCAGGAUUUUAUAUUUUGGUUGGGAUUUUAUUAUUAACAUUAAUUGAAUUAAUUAUUCUAAUUAAAAUAUUACCAAAAGAUCGUGAAUAUAGUAAAUAUUCAUUAAUUUCUUAG